Caenorhabditis elegans is the source of this 1233-nucleotide messenger RNA. It is a transcript of the gene F56C9.6, whose product is annotated as ZM domain-containing protein. The record is from RefSeq and is marked reviewed. The transcript is spliced from 11 exons. The coding region runs from base 58 to 1086 and encodes 342 amino acids. NCBI's taxonomy places the organism in Eukaryota, Metazoa, Nematoda, Chromadorea, Rhabditida, Rhabditidae.
ACUGUUUUAAUUUUUCAGGAAAUCGCCGAAACUUCUUUUCCGAUUAUCCAAAAAACGAUGGAGAGAGUGAACGAAAGACGAGAGCAAAACAAUCCAAACGGAUGUUGCCUGAGAGAUGAGGAUUUUUCGCAAUUUAACAGCGAAGCAUUUCUUCGCGAGCUGGCUGCUGAUUUGAAUGAGGAUGACACUAACGAUCUCUCUUCAUCUCUCUUCGCUACUUCACGCAUUCCAGAAGAACACAUAAGAUCCACUUGCUAUCGACCGAGACUGACAAACAAGUUUAUGUUGAAGGGACUCGUCGAACGUGCCGAGCACUACAACAAGUCUGUCGAUCAAAGGACGAUGACAGAUGCUAGAAUCGCAUUCGAAGAAGAACAGCUGAAGAACGGAAAAUCUCCAAAUGCGGGAACGAGUGGGAUGGAAAAUCUGGCAGAUUCUGGUACACAUGUUCCAAGACGAGGGCGUGGAGAUUACUUUGGGAAACUGCGAAGCUUUGAGAAUGGAGUCAGUUUUCCGUCGAGACCACCAUUGACAUCUGAACAUUCGAGUAGUGGAGACAGUUACUUCAACAACAGCCAUAAAACGACACCAAACUACAGACGCUUCGCAAAUUCGAAUGAUAGCUCGAGGGACAACUCUCAAAUGGAAUAUAAGGCAGAAAACGAUGCCAGCCAUACUUCCCAAUCGUCAAACCGUUUCGGAUUCAAUUCCCAAAUUAAUCGUACUGACAUCCAUCCACCAGCGGCAAGGCACACAUUUAAUCCAGCUGCUGCAUACAAUGGAAAAAUCACGCCGGACUUUCGCUUCAAUUACAUUCCGAAUGCAGCAGUGCCAGCUCCAUCGGUGGUUCCAGUGAUAGCUACUCAUCCUGGUGUUGCACCGCCAUCUAUUGUGCCCUCACCGAUUCGUAUUGGACAACGUUACCCAAAAAGACCUGAUAACAUGCCAAAGCCAUCAUCUGAGCCGAAACAUCUCAAUCACAACUACUAUCAAAUCGAGCUUUACGGAGCAACACAAGAGGAUAGAAUUGCACAGAGAAUCGAAAAGACUGUUAGACAGACGGAGGCGCCGGUCCGACGAUUCUGAUCAGCACGGCAUCCACAAGCAGUUAUUGUUACCUAUUGAUUUUAUUAUCGAUUAUUCUGUUUUAGAGUGUUUGAUUAACUCUUUAUUGACUUUUUGUGCGUAUUGAUGUUUUCUCAAUUAAGAAUUUCAUAAAAGUUCGUUGUUUUA